UUGACGAUUCUCUGAGAGAGCUAGUGAAAAAUUUAGUCUCCGGUAGAAUUCGAUACAGUACAGACUACUCUACAACAAAUAUUGUGCGGCCAUCAUUGCUAGAGGAACAAUUCUGAGAAUUUGACAAGACGACCAAGACGAAAGAAAUGGCAUCUGGACGCAAAAGAGAACGAGAAUUAGUCGUCUCAUCGUCAUCGGACGAUGAAUCUGAUUCUGAGAGUCAAUCAAAACGAAAAAAGAUGUCAGCUCCCACUGCUGGACCAUCAUCAGCAGCCAGUGACGUUGAAAACAUCGCCCCAAAAGCGGACAUGAUUCGCUACGAAAAUAAACUGAAAGCCUUCUCCCGAGACAUUACGAAAGCAUUUCCAUGGACCAAAUUUGGAUCGGAUCGUGAUGCUUUCUGCUAUCGACGCGUUCGAGGUCACCUUGCUGUCUUCAAACGGGAAUGUCUGGAACAAUGCAAAGCCUUCGUUGAUGACUUGCAGUGGAGCAAUGCCAUCAAUUACAUUGUCAUUGCCUGGCAAUAUGUCGAUCAAUUGCCACGUUGGGACGAUCCGAAGCAUAACAAAAUGAACGAACAGUGCUACAAGAAAUUGACGUCGUACCUCACGACUUCCUUAAAGAAGGGAAAGUUUAAAAAAGAGGAACUACAAGGAUUCAUUGGCAAAUUCAGAAAAUUAGCCAAGAUCAGAGCAGAAGAAAGCGACUCGGACUCGGAAACAGACAAUACGAACGCGAAGGACAAUGGAAUGUUGAAUUCCAUUAAAUUGGCCGAGAUGGCGUUAAAGAAGAUUAAAUGAAAUGAAAAUUUGGUGUUUUUACUUACAUGAAGUACAAUAAAGCAAAUUAAGUAUCUCGUUGAA
This is a messenger RNA of Bradysia coprophila, 863 nucleotides long. RefSeq lists its product as uncharacterized. Gene Ontology annotation, biological process: proteasome localization; nuclear protein quality control by the ubiquitin-proteasome system. Lineage: Eukaryota; Metazoa; Arthropoda; Insecta; Diptera; Sciaridae. Gene Ontology annotation, cellular component: nuclear membrane; nucleus. Gene Ontology annotation, molecular function: proteasome binding. The record is from RefSeq and is a predicted model, not a curated record.